Molecule: messenger RNA, 3392 nt
Organism: Setaria italica (foxtail millet)
Lineage: Eukaryota; Viridiplantae; Streptophyta; Magnoliopsida; Poales; Poaceae
Exons: 18
Coding region: 230-2875 (881 amino acids)
Source: RefSeq, a predicted model, not a curated record
CAUGGGCAAUGGUGAGCACGAGCAAGCUCAGCAAUGAAGGCUGUUACUUCCUGUAGCAGCCAGUAGUAAGCAGCAGCAGCAGCAGCCUCUCUUCCUUCUCCACCAAGUUGAGUUCCAAUUCCACCAAAUCCCAAUCCCCCUUGGGUUCCUCUUCGGUUGCAGCUGCAGAUCGGUUCCAUCGAUCGGAGGAAGACAUCUCGAUCCAAUCCAUCCAUUUCACUCGUUGAAGAUGGCGACGGCAGAGGGAUCCACCAUGGAGGACGACCCCGACGGCGCCGCCGCCGCCGACUCCUCCUCCUUCGUGCUGCGCUCCGGCGUCCGCGCCGGCCUCAAGCGCGAAUUCGCCUUCGCCAUCGCCUCCCAGGCAGCACUCUCCGAGCCCCUCGGCCGCACCCGCCGCUCAUCCCGCACACUGCUCACCACCUCAUCGCCGCCUUCCGACGGACCCAAGCCCAAGCGCCCGCGCCCUGGCCCUAGCCUUGCAGAUCCUCCACCUCCCCCUCCCCCUCCCCCUCCCGAAGGAGAAACAGUCGAGCAGCCCGGCCCCGUGCUCGCCUUGAUGGCUGCUGACACCAGCUCUCAGCCGCCGCCGCCGCCGCCGCCGCCGCCGCUUUCCACUCCACCCCCGCAGGCCGACACCAACAUCGUCAUCCCGCCGGAGUCGCCGCCUAGGCGGAUCACGCGCUCCAUGCUCAACCACAAGCCUCCUACCGCAGCUCCUCCACCUCCUCACAAUGCCACUCCACUCAAGCCCAAACCCGAACCGCCCGAGGAAGAGGACGACAGCAAGCCCGGUCCAGCGCUCAGGCGCUUCACCAGAUCACUCCUGCUCAAGGAUAAGGACAGCAACGACGACGACCUCUCGGGCACCACCACCGCCAGCAAUGCCUCCUCCUCACCAUCACCCAACGCCACCACCAGCAUCAGCAGCAGCAAGCGGAAUACUACAAACAAGAUCCCCACCAACCUCAGGGAGCUUCUCGCCACCGGCCUGCUCGAAGGCCAGCCCGUCAAGUAUAUCAUGAGGAAAGGCAAGCGGGCAGUACUCCGGGGAGUUAUCAAACGUGCCGGCAUAUUGUGCGCUUGCUCUUCAUGCAAAGGUCGAAAAGUUGUUUCACCUUACUAUUUUGAGGUGCAUGCUGGGAGUACCAAAAAGCACCCAUCCGACUACAUUUUCCUGGAAAAUGGAAAUAACCUUCAUGAUGUGUUGAGGGCAUGCACAAAUGCUACCUUAGACAUGGUGGAGUCUGCAAUACAGAAGGCGAUAGGCCCAGCACCUCACAAGAGAACAUUCAGAUGCCAAACCUGCAAAAGUUCGUUCAGCACACUACGCAGUGGGAAAUUUGCUUUGUUUUGUGAUUCAUGUCUGGAGUCCAAGGGAGCUAAGAAUAGUACCAGGUCUUCAAAAGUUGCACGAGGUCCGACUUCAUCUGCCAAGGGAUAUAAAAGUGCAUCCCCAGGAGCAAAGUCUGCGAGUGUAGGAAGGCUUACAAGAAAGGAUAAGGGGUUGCAUAAGGUGGUUUUCAUGAGUGGUGUUUUACCAGAGGGCACUAAUGUCGGCUACUUUGUUGGCGGAAAGAGGUUACUGGAAGGAUAUAUAAAGGAACUUGGGAUCUACUGUCAUUGCUGCGACACAGUGGUUAGUCCUUCACAAUUUGAAGCUCAUGCUGGUCGAGCUGCUCGACGCAAACCGUACCACAACAUAUAUAUGUCAAAUGGUGUUUCGCUGCAUGAGCUGUCAAUUUCACUCUUAAAAGGUCAAAAGACAAACAGACAAAGUGAUGAUUUGUGCAGCAUUUGUUCAGAUGGUGGCCAGCUUCUCCUUUGUGAUACCUGUCCAAGAGCUUUUCACAGAGAAUGUGUUAGCUUGUUUGCUAACCCGAAGGGAACUUGGUGUUGCCGAUAUUGUGAGAAUAGACAACAGAGGGAAAGUUGUUUGGCAUAUAACAACAAUGCAAUAGCUGCUGGGAGGAUUGAAGGAGCUGACCCCUUGGCAGAAAUAUUCACACGGUCGAUACGUGUUGCUACAUCACUUGCGACUGGAUUUGGCGGUUGUGCACUGUGCAAGCUCCAUGAUUUCAGCAAAAAGAAAUUCAGUACCCGGACCGUGCUGCUUUGUGACCAAUGCGGUAGAGAAUAUCAUGUUGGUUGCCUCAAGGAACAUAACAUGGCUGAUCUAACGGCAUUGCCUGAGGGAGCAUGGUAUUGUUCCACCGACUGUGUGAGGAUUAACCAGAAACUGCAAGACUUACUUAACCGUGGAGGAGAACCUGUCCCUACCAUGGAUUUAGAUGUUAUCAAGAAGAAGCGAGAAGAGAAAGGUUUAGAUGAGGAUGCUGACCUUGAUGUUAGAUGGAGAGUUUUAAAGGAUAAGAGUUCAGAAGACAGCAAAUUAGUGCUCUCCAAAGCAGUUGCCAUUUUUCAUGAAACAUUCGAUCCCAUUAUUCAGAUAGCAACUGGCCGAGACCUCAUUCCAGCCAUGGUUUAUGGGAGGAGUGCAAGGGAUCAAGAUUACACAGGAAUGUAUUGUGCUGUGUUAACUGUGCGCAACACUGUAGUUUCUGCCGGUCUUUUCCGCAUCAUGGGUAGUGAAAUUGCUGAGCUGCCAUUGGUCGCUACAAGUAGGGAUAGCCAAGGCUUGGGGUAUUUCCAAGCGCUUUUCGCCUGCAUAGAACGACUGUUGGCAUCUUUGGAGGUGAAACAUUUUGUGCUACCAGCUGCAGAGGAAGCAGAGUCUAUCUGGACAGAGCGGUUUGGGUUCACAAAGAUAAGCCAGGAUGAGCUGCACGAAUACCUCAAGGGUGGGCGAACAACUGUGUUUCAGGGGACAUCAACCCUACACAAGCUGGUCCCACUCCCAGAACGGGAAUGCUAGUUCUGCUAAAAGGGUGGUAUUGGCAUUUUGAUCUAUUGUCAAGGAGAAGCCGGAAGAUUGUGUAAGAUACCUACCAAAGGGCAAAAGCAAAGGCAAAGGCAAAGCCGAGUGAAUUGCAGGCAACUUAUUGGGUGGCAUUUGGUAUGCGUGUUCGUGGGCCGCUGUGCUUGUGUUGAGUUAGUGUUCGUUUGGGCUGGAACAGGAUGGCGACUGCGGGUCAGAAGUGUCACUGGAGGUGACUCGGUUGUAUCUGCUGAUGUCUUUUUUGAUUUGUUAUUAUAGGAGAUAGUAGUGUGAUACCAGGCUGUUAGGAGGGGGGUGGAUUUGGGGAGGUCUCAAAUUCAACGUACAGCAUGAACAUGUGAUUCCCUUUUUGUUGGUCUGCCUCUGUCGCCGUAGAUCGUCUGUGUGGAUGCAAUGUAGCGCAGUUGUUGUAAUGUCUCUGUCCAAAGAAUGUAAAGCGUAUUUUGCUUCAUUAUGAUAAGUUAUUGAUCAUUAGUAUGUAACCUUUUUUUUA